ACACUUCACACCUAAAAUUGCUGAGAUGUUUUCUUUCUAAGUCAGAAGGAGAAGUGGUCAUUGCUUCAGUUAUUGGUUAAGAUACAGAUAAAAGCACAACACAUUCACAGAGCAGGACAGAGACAGUAACAGCGUGUAACAGAACCGGAGAUUUAAUAUCUUCCUGAAGUGGAGUUGGUGUGGAGAUCGGUGAGAGUGAACUCAGGAUGAAGAUCCUCCUCAUCUUCACCCUCUGUCUGAUCUCAGAUGGAGGAGCCUCAAAGCAAGUAACAGGAUAUUCAGGAGGAGGAGUCCUUAUCAAGUGCAAGUAUGAUACAGAAUACAGACAAAACACAAAAUAUUUCUGUAAGGUUUCAGGAUUAAAGUGUCCUUACCUAAUCAAGGUAGAAGCUAAAAACGAGUGGGUAAAUUCAGGAAGAUUCUCACUGUUUGAUGACACCAAAUCAGCAGAGGUCUGGGUGAUGAUCAGAGAGCUCACUGUACAGGACUUUGGGUCGUACAAAUGUGGAAUUGAUGUACUGUGGGGGACAGUACACACAAGUAUGUACACACAAGUGGAACUGAAGGUGAAGAAAGGAGCCAGGGUCCCUAGACACGUGACUGCAUAUGCAGGGACGAGAAGCAACAUCAAGUGCAGAUAUGAAAAUCAAUACAAAAACAAACCUAAAUCUUUCUACAAGAUUGAGACAGAUCAGUGGCGUUUUAAUCAAAUAAGAACAAAACUGAACAGUGAAUGGUCACAUGAUGGCAGAUUCUCAAUUCAUGACAACAGAAGUGCAGGAUUCUUCAGUGUGUUUAUCAGAGAGCUGAUUACGGAGGACACUGGAUCAUACGCGUGUGCUGUCACUGUGUCGGAUGAAGCAGAGAUCUACACUGUAGUGAAGCUGAAUGUAACAGAAGGUUUGUCCUAUGAGAAGUCCAUCACUGAGACUGUCUAUGUAGGAAAAGAUUUGACAGUAAACUGUAAUUACCCAGAAUCCCACAGGGAUGACAAUAAGUUUCUCUGCAAAAGGAUUGCAACUGCUGCUUGUUCUUAUACUCUGACUGUUAAAGAAAAUGGAAGGAAUGUACAAAAGGGACCUUUCUCCCUGUAUGAUGACAGAGAAAAACACAUCGUCACUGUGAGCCUCAGAAAAGUGACUGAACAGGACUCUGGAGAAUACUGGUGUGGAGCUGAAGUAAACUGGAAAUCUGAUCACGGCUACAAGGUUUAUUUCAAACAGAUCAACCUGGAAGUAACUGGCCAAGAAACAACUGAACAGUCUAACAUAGAAGUUGAAAAUGAAGAAGAGGUUUUCUAUGAAAGUGCAAACACCAACGUCUACCAAUUAGAUCCAAUCUAUGAAAAUCUCACUUUUUAA
This is a messenger RNA of Hemibagrus wyckioides, 1361 nucleotides long. Its product is annotated as polymeric immunoglobulin receptor-like. Bases 207 to 1361 code for a protein of 384 amino acids. The transcript has 6 exons. Lineage: Eukaryota; Metazoa; Chordata; Actinopteri; Siluriformes; Bagridae. The record is from RefSeq and is a predicted model, not a curated record.